Messenger RNA from Athene cunicularia (burrowing owl), 2074 nucleotides. It is a transcript of the gene FEN1, whose product is annotated as flap structure-specific endonuclease 1. Lineage: Eukaryota; Metazoa; Chordata; Aves; Strigiformes; Strigidae. The transcript has a single exon. Gene Ontology annotation, cellular component: nucleus. The record is from RefSeq and is a predicted model, not a curated record. Bases 115 to 1347 code for a protein of 410 amino acids. Gene Ontology annotation, molecular function: DNA binding; magnesium ion binding; manganese ion binding.
AGGAUAACGACGGGCUGGGAGAGGCAGAGGUGGGAAGCAGGGUGAUGGCAGCCAGGGGGGGCUGCAGCCUAUGGAGUAACGGUUUGCCACGUCCCUUUGGCCCCCCCUGUUUAGAUGGUACAGCAUCCCUACAGCCCUGCUCCCAGCUCCCCCCAGCACUGUGAGCUGACUGUGAUCCCAGCAUCCCCUUUUCUGUUCCCCAGGAUGGGAAUCCAUGGCCUGGCCAAGCUUAUUGCCGAUGUGGCUCCUAGCGCCAUCCGGGAGAAUGACAUCAAGUCUUACUUCGGCCGGAAGGUUGCUAUAGAUGCCUCUAUGAGCAUCUACCAGUUCCUGAUCGCCGUGCGACAGGGAGCUGAAGUCCUUCAGAAUGAGGAUGGCGAGACCACGAGCCACCUGAUGGGCAUGUUCUAUCGGACCAUCCGCAUGGUGGAGAAUGGCAUCAAGCCGGUUUAUGUCUUUGACGGCAAAGCCCCGCAGCUGAAAUCAGGGGAGCUGGCAAAGCGGACUGAGCGCCGGGCUGAGGCUGAGAAACACCUGCAGGAGGCUCAGGAGGCCGGGGAGGAGAUCAACAUCGAGAAGUACAGCAAGAGGCUGGUCAAGGUAACCCAGCAGCACACCGAUGAGUGCAAGAAGUUACUAACGCUGAUGGGAAUCCCCUACGUGGAGGCGCCGGGGGAGGCCGAAGCCAGCUGCGCUUCCCUGGUGAAGGCUGGGAAGGUCUACGCAGCUGCCACGGAAGAUAUGGAUUGCCUGACCUUUGGCAGUCCUGUCCUGAUGCGGCAUCUCACAGCCAGCGAGACCAAGAAGCUGCCUAUCCAGGAGUUCCACCUGAACCGUAUUCUGCAGGAUCUAGACCUGACCAGGGAACAGUUUGUGGAUCUCUGUAUCCUCCUGGGCUGUGACUACUGCGAGAGCAUCCGCGGCAUUGGGCCCAAGCGUGCUGUUGAGCUCAUCAGGGAGCACAAAACCAUUGAGAAGAUCAUUCAGCAGAUAGACACCAAGAAGUACCCUCUGCCUGAGAACUGGCUCCACAAAGAGGCCCAGAAGCUCUUCCUAGAGCCUGAUGUGGUCAACCCUGACACUGUUGAGCUGAAGUGGACGGAGCCGAACGAAGAGGAGCUUGUCCAGUUUAUGUGUGCGGAGAAGCAGUUCAAUGAAGAACGGAUCCGCAACGGGGUCAAGAGGCUGAGCAAAAGCCGGCAGGGCAGCAUGCAGGGCCGGCUGGACGACUUCUUCAAGGUGACAGGCUCCAUCACCUCAGCCAAGCGCAAAGAGCCAGAGACCAAGGGGUCGGCCAAGAAGAAAGCCAAGACCAGCAACACCGCAAAGAACAAAAAGGGGAAAUAGCCAGACUGGCUGACUGCAACCCCCUGUGAUUGGUUUUUAUGCUCAACCAGGAAUUUUAGGCUAAUAAUAAACGGUCGUUUUUCUGUUCUGCGUGUUAGUGCUAGGAAGGAUCCUGCUCGAGUGCUUCCCAACAAGGCUAAGUUAGUGAAUCAGAUAAGCAUCUUCCUGCGCAGCAGUAGUAAUGUAUGAAGUGAGGAGAGAGCUGAAACAACCACAACAUGGAGGGGUGAGGAACCUGGGGGUCCCGUUCAGCGGCAGUGUUCAUCCAUUUGAGACUCAAUGAGACCACCAGGACCAGAGGUGAUUCCCAGGCUGUGCAUUAAAGGGAGGUGCUGAUCACAAACACACUCUCUGAUUUAAGAAAUAAAAGUGAACAGUCAGAGAGCAAACUGGGUACAAAUGGUAAAAUUUCUGCCUGACAAUCCAUCCAAAAAAGAGGUAGGUGCAAGAAGCAGAGGCUGACAGAAAAACUGGGAGAUGUGAAUGGAAGGCAAGGUGGAGUUGGGAAGGAGACUUGAAAUAAGGAGGUAAAAUUCUCCCUUUACUGAGGAUUUGGUAUAGGUUCAUUCUUAUUGUAGUCAUUUUUCUUUGUUUAAAAAAAAAAAAUUGUAAUCCUGCUUCCAGCAAAGUUCUGCCUGCUCUGAGUGCUUUAAGUGAGGGCAAGCUGAGCUGAGACUGCAUCUCUCCAAACCUGAAUUUGGCUGUUAGGUUCUGUUUGAUGUUUAAA